AUGAAUAAAGUUUUUCUAAUCAUUAACUGUAUAAUUCUAACUAUAGGAACUUGUGGUGCCCCUUUGAUCAUGCGUCUUUACUUCAUCAAAGGAGGCAAAAGAAUUUGGCUAUCAUGCUGGCUACAAACUGUUGCUUGGCCAAUCAAUUUCAUCCCUUUAGCCAUUUCCUACUUGUAUCGUCGCAAUAAUAAUAAUAGCAGCAAGCUCAUUCUCAUGACUCCCCGAAUUUUCAUGGCCACUAUUGGUAUCGGAAUCCUACAAGGACUUUCCAACUAUUUCUAUUCUUAUGGCGUAGCCAAAUUACCCGUCUCCACUAACGGACUUCUUAUUUCUACGCAACUUGCUUUCAUUGCCUUUUUUGCCUUCAUUAUUGUGAAGUUGAAGCUCACUUCUUACUCCAUCAACUCCGUAUUUUUGUUGACGAUUGGUGCAGUGGUUUUGGCCCUACACUCCGGUGGUGAUCGACCGGAGGGAGAGACGAAUAAAGAGUAUAUAUUAGGGUUUAUCAUGACCCUAGCAUCUGCUGCAUUGACUGGCCUUAUUUUUCCUUUGGUGGAGUUGAUAUAUAAAAAGGCACAACAAGCAAUCACUUACACAUUUGUAUUGGAGUUUCAAACAGUGUAUUGCUUUGUUGCUACUGUGUUUUCAACUAUUGGAAUGGUCAUAAACAACGAUUUUCAGGCAAUUUCUGGGGAGGCAAAAGCAUUUGAACUUGGAGAAGGAAGAUAUUAUGUUGUAAUAAUAUGUAUUGCAAUAGUUUUGCAAUUCUACUUCUUAGGGACUAUUGGAGUCAUCUAUUCUGCUUCUUCUUUGGUAUCUGGCAUUUUGGCAACAUUUCUGCUUCCUGUUAACGAAGUAUUAGCUGUUUUUCUUUACAGCGAAAAAUUCAGUGCAGAAAAAGGAAUUUCUCUUGCCCUUUCUCUAUGGGGAUUUGCUUCAUACUUCUAUGGUGAUUAUAAAGAGAACAAGAAGAGAAAGAAUGAUCAAUCACCGGAAACAAAAACUAUUGAUAAAACUAAUUAUACUCCGUGA
Solanum tuberosum (potato) is the source of this 1032-nucleotide messenger RNA. RefSeq names its product purine permease 3-like. The record is from RefSeq and is a predicted model, not a curated record. NCBI's taxonomy places the organism in Eukaryota, Viridiplantae, Streptophyta, Magnoliopsida, Solanales, Solanaceae. Gene Ontology annotation, molecular function: purine nucleoside transmembrane transporter activity. The transcript is spliced from 2 exons. The coding region runs from base 1 to 1032 and encodes 343 amino acids. Gene Ontology annotation, cellular component: membrane.